Molecule: messenger RNA, 1309 nt
Organism: Trematosphaeria pertusa
Lineage: Eukaryota; Fungi; Ascomycota; Dothideomycetes; Pleosporales; Trematosphaeriaceae
Product: MFS general substrate transporter
Exons: 6
Coding region: 14-1309 (431 amino acids)
Biological process (GO): transmembrane transport
Molecular function (GO): transmembrane transporter activity
Source: RefSeq, a predicted model, not a curated record
CCAAAACAAUGCUAUGACGCCAAACAACAAGAGCGGCGAGCUCACCGUGGAUCCGGGUAGCAAGCCUAGCCAGGGCAGCGAACCUAACCAGGGCGGCCAGGUGGAUACCGAAGAUCAGUACCCGCACGGUUUGCGACUGUUCCUUCUCGGUGGAGCCUCCAUCCUAGGCAUCUUCUUGAUUUCUCUAGACCAGACCAUUCUUGGGACCGCUAUACCCAAGAUUACGGACGAUUUCGGCGGCAUUGGCGAUGUCACUUGGUACAGCGCGGGCUACUUCAUGACGUUUGGUGUAUUUCGACUCAAAUACACCUAUAUUGUUGCGAUCAUCAUCUUCGAGAUUGGCAGCCUCAUUUGCGGAGUCACGCCCAACUCCAACGUUUUGAUCAUUGGCCGUGUCAUCGCCGGCAUAGUUUCGUCCGUGUUGAUGGGCUAUAUUGGUCUGUCGUACGGCAUUGCUUCGGUCCUCGGGCCACUUGUUGGCGGCACUUUUACCGAAGGAGCGAGUUGGCGAUGGUGCUUCUACAUCAACCUUCCGAUUGGUGGCUUAACCGCCUUCCUCAUCAUUUCCUUCUUCCAUCUACCAAGCGCCGCCGAACCCCCAAAGGUCAGGCUGAGGGAGAAGAUCCUGCACGCAGAUCCCGUCGGUAUGGCUCUAGCCAUGGGCCUCAUCCUCUGCUUCCUUCUUGGUCUCCAUUAUGCCAGCCUAGGCGGCGCCAACCCCUGGAGCAGCAGCUUGGUCAUCGGGAACCUAGUGGGCUUUGUCGUCAUCUCACUCACUCUGGUCGCUUGGGAAUGUUAUCUCGGUGAGUACUCCAUGCUGCUUCCGCGCCUGUUCAAGAAACGCGCCGUCUGGACCGUAGUCCCUUUCCAACUCCUUCUCAUGGGCAACCUCGUUCUUCUGCUGUACUAUCUCCCCAUCUACUUCCAGAGCGUCCGCGGCGCAAGCCCCAUCGCAUCUAGGGUGGAUAAUCUACCUAUGGUGAUAGCGGUGGGCAUAUUUUGCGUCGUCGGUGGCGAGGUCGUCUCAAGGACCGGACAGGCGACUGCGACCAUGUUCGUUGGUGCCGCAGUAGGUACAAUUGGGUGUGGCCUCCUCUGCACGCUCGGUCUUACCACGCCGACGGGCAAGUGGAUCGGCUAUCAGAUUCUCGCCGGCUCCGGCAUCGCCUUCUGCGUGCUGAACGGCAUAAACAUAGCUCAGGCCAACGUCGGCCCUGAGGACCUGGCCGCCGUUGUCGCCAACGUAUAUUUCUUCCAAACGGUGGGCGGCGCCUUCACUACAUCGGCGGCGCAGGCAGCCUUCAGUUAG